Hirundo rustica (Barn swallow) is the source of this 2250-nucleotide messenger RNA. Its product is annotated as sulfate transporter-like. Gene Ontology annotation, molecular function: sulfate transmembrane transporter activity; chloride transmembrane transporter activity; bicarbonate transmembrane transporter activity. Gene Ontology annotation, biological process: transmembrane transport. The coding region runs from base 1 to 2250 and encodes 749 amino acids. The transcript has 2 exons. Gene Ontology annotation, cellular component: membrane. The record is from RefSeq and is a predicted model, not a curated record. Lineage: Eukaryota; Metazoa; Chordata; Aves; Passeriformes; Hirundinidae.
AUGCAGCUCCCAGCAGCUCUCCCCAAGGAUCCUCUCGGGCCAUCCCCUCCUCACGCCCGCCUGCGCUCCCCUGGGGCCGUGGAGGACGCGUCCAGCCGGGAGCCAGCGCCCAGCAAAGACGCCCUGGGCUCCCUCGGGCCGCUGGAGACUUUCGUCAGCUUGGAGGAGCGCGAGCCCGCGGGCCCCGGCGGCAGGGAGCUGAUCCUGGAGAAAGCCAGGGCGGCCUGCAGGUGCAGCCCGCGGCGCCUGAGCGCGGCCCUGCGCCGGCUGCUCCCGGCGCUGGAGUGGCUGCCCCAGUACAGCCCCAGGACGCAGCUGCUGGGGGACGUGGUCUCGGGGCUCCUGGUGGGCGUCGUGGCCAUCCCCCAGUCCAUCUCCUACUCCCUCCUGGCCAACCAGGACCCCAUCUACGGCAUCUACACCAACUUCUUCUGCAACAUCAUCUACGCGGCGGCGGCCACGUCGCGCCACGCCAGCGUGGGCUCCUUCGGGGUGCUGUGCCUCAUGGUGGGGCAGUCGGUGACGCGGCACCUGCAGCUGGCGGGGUACGGGGACGGCAGCGCUGCCCUCGGGGACAACUCCAGCUCCCCCAGGAACGGCACCACGGGGGCCUGUGACAGGAGCUGCUACGCCAUCACCGUGGCCCUGUCCUUGAGCUUUCUGGUCGGGCUUUACCAGAUCCUGCUGGGGCUUUUGCAGAUGGGCUUCGUGGCCGUCUACCUGUCAGAGCCUCUGCUGGGUGGCUUCGUGACUGGCUCCAGCCUCACCAUCAUCACCUCCCAGAUGAAAUACCUGCUGGGCCUGAAAAUCCCUCGUCACGAGGGGGUGGGCUCCUUCGUCCUCACCUGGGUGGACCUUUUCAGGCACAUCCACGACACCAACGUCUGCGACCUGCUGACCAGCCUGGUGGCUUUGGCCGUCAUAGUGCCCGUCAAGGAGCUCAACGAGCGCUACAAGGACAGGAUGAAGGCGCCGUUCCCCAUCGAGCUGCUGGUGGUCAUCGUGGCCACCGUCACCUCCCACUACUUGGGCUUCCAGCAGCGCUACGGCGCCGCCGUGUGCGGGCGCAUCCCCACCGGCUUCAGGAAACCCACGGUCCCGGACGUCAGCCUGUUUCCCAGCCUGGCCCUGGACGCUCUGCCCAUCGCCGUCAUCGGCUUCGCCAUGACCGUGUCCCUGGCGGAGAUCUUCGCCAAGAAGCACGGCUACGCCGUCAGCGCCAACCAGGAGAUGAUCGCCAUCGGCCUGUGCAACCUCGUCCCUUCCUCCUUCUACUGCUUUGCCAGCUCUGCCGCCCUGACCAAGACUCUGCUGAAGGAGUCCACGGGGAGCCAGACCCAGGUGUCUGGGCUGGUCACCUCCCUGGUGCUGCUGCUGGUGCUGCUGUGGAUCUCCCCGCUCUUCUACUCGCUCCAGACCUCCAUCCUGGGGGUGGUCACCAUCGUCAACCUGCGGGGCGGCCUCAGGAGGUUCCGCGACGCGCCCGGGAUGUGGCAGCUCAGCAAGCUGGACGCGGCGGUGUGGUGGGCAACCAUGCUGUGCUCCACGCUGCUCACCGCGGAGAUCGGGCUCCUGGUGGGCGUUUGCUUCGCCCUGCUCUGCGUCAUCUUCCGCACGCAGAGACCCCGGGCCGCGCUCCUGGGCAAGGUCAGCGGCAGGGAGAUCUACGAGGACCAGGCCGCCUACAAACAGCUCGGCAGCAUCGCCAACGUCAAAAUCUUCCGCUUUGAGUGCUCCCUCUACUACGCCAACAAGGAUUAUUUCAAGGCCGCGCUGUUCCAGAAAACCGGCGUGGAUCCCGCGCUGCUGGCCGCCGGGACGAGCGCGGAGCCCGGCGGCAGCGGGGGCUGUUGGGGAGCCGGGUGUGGCUGCCUGGAAGAGGCCAGGGGAAGGGCGGAGGAGCCCGCAGCAGGCGCCUGUCCCCCCUGCACGGACAUGCACACCCUGAUCCUGGACUGCGGCGCCAUGCAGUUCAUAGACACCGCGGGUCUCUCCGUGCUCCGGGAGACGCGCCGCGACUACGAGGAGGUGGGCGUCCAGGUGCUCCUGGCCAACUGCAACCCCUCCAUCCGCCAGCGGCUCCGGGAGGGAGGCUGGGCCGGCCGGGCGGGCAGCGCCGGGGGGCACCUGGCUUUCCACAGCAUCCACGACGCCGUGCGCUUCGCUGAGCGCCGGCACCGGGGGGAAAGCCGGGAAGAGCGGGCUGCUCUGCCGCAGCCCCAAGACGUGAACUCGCGGGUGUCUUCGUAG